Molecule: messenger RNA, 723 nt
Organism: Parathielavia appendiculata
Lineage: Eukaryota; Fungi; Ascomycota; Sordariomycetes; Sordariales; Chaetomiaceae
Exons: 5
Coding region: 1-723 (240 amino acids)
Source: RefSeq, a predicted model, not a curated record
AUGUUAGACCGGCGCCUUCACGCGUUCGAGCAGUCACGUUGCCGGCACGAAGGCAGUGAUCCCACGGCCGCCCAAACGUCGGACGACGCCUUGGUUUUCUUCCUGAUGAACCACAAGGAAGAUGCGACGAUUGCGCCCAAGGUCGAGAACGAUGGAGAAACAGACAUGCUGGUGGGAAUCAUUGUCCAGAGCGGGGACCCGCUCUCCCUGUUGGCGCAGAUAUCAAGCACCUGUCUCAACCUCGCCCACAACUGCUCGAGAGGGACCACAACGUUGCGCGAGGCGUCGUCCUAUUCGACGAGCUCCGCACUCUCUACCCUCGGGCGGCUGGAGCAACUCAUGGAUAGGAACAGGACAAAUCUUGCCAAAUUGAGACACGUCACCCAAGUCGACUUCGGGGACUAUCCUGUGUGCAGCUGGAGCUCACGCCCAGUGAAGGGCAUGGAAUAUCACGGGCGGAGCGCCGAACCCGUCAUCCUGGAUCCGGAGGGUUUCUCGUUGCACUCGGGCCACGAGGUAGAACUGCUGGAGGGCUUCAUGCUCGAAACCAGAAAGUGGGCUCUCUUCGAUAUUGCCAACCUACAUCCCUACCGCGACAAGCUUGAGGAUGCAGACGCGUUUCAUUCGAUAUACCUGGACAAGACUUUGUUUGCGUCCCUCAAAAGCGACUUUGAAGCAUAUUUUGCGAAGCGCAGGGGCAUACUAAACAUGCUGUCGAACUAG